This is a messenger RNA of Saprolegnia parasitica CBS 223.65, 2634 nucleotides long. RefSeq lists its product as hypothetical. The record is from RefSeq and is a predicted model, not a curated record. The transcript has 8 exons. NCBI's taxonomy places the organism in Eukaryota, Oomycota, Saprolegniomycetes, Saprolegniales, Saprolegniaceae. Bases 1 to 2634 code for a protein of 877 amino acids.
AUGAGCGACGCGGCCGAGAUAGCAGCUCGCCGCUCGCCCGGGCGUUGCGCCUCGCUGCCGCUGCGCGCGUCGAUCCACGAGCUGGUACAGAGCAAGCAGCAGGCGCUGUGCGGUGGUUUGCCGCAAGAAAAAUGCGAGGCACCCCGGGUCCUCCGCAGCGUGCAGAGUGCAUCGAGGCUUCGAAGCCGCAGGCAGUCGACGACCAGCAGCACCGAUGUCGACCCACUCGAGACACGCCAUCGCCGGGCGUCGACGACGCACCCGGACAUUGUAGACGCGAAGGGGCGUCCGGUCGUCGGCGUCGCGUAUGGCAAAGGCACGAUGCAGUACGUCAAAUUCAGCUCGACCGAGGCGCCCGCAGCAUCGCACGCACCGCCGCCGCGCUGCGGGUUUUGCCACGGCAACAACAUGCUCUGGCAGCUCCAGUGCUCCUUCUGCGGCUGCCAGCGCGUGCGGGAGGCGCCGCGCAUGCACUAUGUCGUCAACACGCUUUUGAGUCUCGACCCGCACAUCACAGCGAGCAAGAUGGCACGCAAGCUGUUGCGCUACGCCCAGUUUGACGCCGAGGCCCUGAAAGCCGACGCCGCGUUCCGCCAAGCGACCAUGGUGCGGACCCGCGUCGCGAUGAAUAUCAUGAGUCGGACCUCUGACACGCUGCGCUUCCACAUCAUGCGCAUGAUCUUCAAGGCAUGGCACAAGGUCCGCGCCGAAGCGACGGCGAGCGAAGACAUCAUGGCGCGCCUCAUCCGCAUCAAGGACAUGCAAGCGCGGUCGCGGCGCAAGGCCGACACGUUCCGCGCAUGGGCCGCGUUCCGAGAAAUGUGCCAGGAGCAGCGUGCGCUGCGCUGGACGAUCGCGCUCGACAAACGCCGCAAACUCGCCAAGCAGCGUGUGUGGAUGCUCUGGAUGCGGUUCGUGACCAAGCGGCUUCGAAAGCGCUGUCAACACAUGAAGGACACUCUUUUGUCCAACAACCAAGCCCGGACGGCCGAGGAGCUUGUCAAGGCCAAGAGCUUGCUCAACGAAGUCAAAGGCUCGUUGGUCAUGGCCAUGGACCAAAUCGUCGCCGUGACGACCCAGCUCAUGCCACUUGUCGACCUCCGUCUCCAGCAGCUACUGCACUAUAAAGCCCUUGCGCCCGACACGGUCGCCUACGCCCUCGAGCCCACGUGCGCAUCGUCGGUCAUGGACGCACUCAUGGUCCACGACCUCUCGCUCGUCGCUGACAUGACCGUGCCCAAAAUGGACGUUCCGUUCGCCUCUAGUACGACGCUAAACGUCGUGGCAGCGCGGGUCACGGCCGAGCCCCCGCACGCAAUCGUCUUGCGCUGGGUGAACGCAGCGAUCACGAGCAUCAACGCCACUGCAUCGCUCACGGUACUCGCGCCGCUACCGACGCUCAGCGACGUCUACCUGCACAUGGCGUCGCCCAAGCUCUUUCUCCACUUGCUGUGGUAUUUUGUACCUGCGUCCAAAGCGACGUACGACAAGCGGUGGGACGAAGCCUGUCAUCGCGACCCACUGCUCGCAACAAGCACACACCACACACUACACCGCGCGCAGUGGAAACUCUUUUUUGAGCUGGCGGCGAUGUACGCAGCGCUCGGGCACGAGUUGGCGACCCGCGACGACAUGGAAAGCAGCGACUUUAGCGCCUACUAUUUGGUGCUCCUCCAUUUGUUUGUGCAGUUUUACGACCUCUCGGUGACGCCGCCGGGGAACGCACCGACGAGCGAGCUGCACUUGUCGAUCGACGGCGUCUGGGCCGCACUGCGCCCCGAUAUCUUUCCAGCGUACGAGUCGGACGCCGCGACGCGCGAGAGUUGCCGCAACAUUUUACGCGACCUCGAGACGGUCCAGCACGCCCAAGCCCACGCGCUGCGACUGCACCACGCAACGGCACUCAUCGUGGGCCAGCACACCCAGCACACGCUCGCGUCUGGCUUCGAGGACCUCGCACGCCGCAGCAGCGGGCGAUGUACCAAUGUGCAAGUGGCGCUCGAGAAGCAGCGCCUCGCGACGUCCGUGACGCUCAACUACAGCCGCCUCGAGUUCAUAUGUCCGCUCCCAGACGACUUUAAAGCGAUCCAGAGCCUCCUCCAGACGCACGUGGUGCCGCUCCUUGAUUUGUUCAAGAGCUGCGGCGUGAGCGCCGCCGCCACGACCGACGCGCCGCCGUCGCUUGUGGGGAGCGUCACGGACUUUGUCGAGAGCAAACUCUUGAAGCUCGCGGCCGAGCGCGCGAAGCAGAGCCUGACGCUCUUUAAGCGCCAACUGGGCGCCUCGGACGUGCAAGCUGUCGUGCGCGCCGCCGACAAGAAGCUCAAAAAGGUGUUUGCGUUCUACGCUGUCGAGCACCGGGCCAAGAGCAUGAACCUCGCGGAAUUCAGCAAUUGGUUGAAAGACCGGCAUUUGAUUGACGCGAUCUUUCCGGUCGCGCGCGCCAAGCUCGUCUUUCUGAGUGCGAUGCACCACACGGAGGCGACCGUCGCGUCCAACGACCUCGAGCUCGACUUGACGUUUGGCGAAUUCAUUGAAGCCGUCGUCGCCGUGGCCGUGUACCGCAACCCGAACCCAUACCUGCCGCUGGCCGACCGUCUUCACCUCUUCUUCAACGACCACUUGUCGUCCUGA